Ipomoea triloba (trilobed morning glory) is the source of this 3145-nucleotide messenger RNA. Its product is annotated as formin-like protein 5. The record is from RefSeq and is a predicted model, not a curated record. NCBI's taxonomy places the organism in Eukaryota, Viridiplantae, Streptophyta, Magnoliopsida, Solanales, Convolvulaceae. Bases 610 to 2955 code for a protein of 781 amino acids. The transcript is spliced from 5 exons.
GGAAUCCGGACCCGAAUCCUCGCCCGCCCCGCCCACUUCGUUUCACUCUUCUCUUCUCUUUCCUCGUUCUCUACAGCAUGCAACGUUCCUAAAACAAUGGCAAUGAUCAAAUGCCAUCAAUUCAAUUCUUCGAAUUCCCCUUUGCUUCACCCCUCAAACCCUAACCUAAAAUUCUGUUUCGUUUGCAUUACCCCGCUCUGUUUACACUACACUUUCUCUGCUAUCAUUUCUCUUCCUGCGGAAUUUAAUUUCCAUUGAGCCAUUGGAAGCCUGGCUGUGAUUUUCGUAUUUUUUAAUGAAUUGUUUUACAUUUUGGGUUUAAGGCGAUUGAGAACAUUGCAGCUGAAUUAUAGCCUGAUUUUUUAUCAUUGCGCUGUGGAAUUUAGGAAAUUUGGGGAGAUCGAUUGCUGUGGAAGAAAGGUGUAGAUUGAAUUGGAAGGUUCUGGAUAUGAUUGGGGGAAGAAACAGCGCCAUUAGAUGGCGCUGUUCAGACGCUUCUUCUAUCGGAAACCGCCGGAUCGGCUGCUCGAAAUCUCCCAGCGGCGAGCGGGUUUUCGUGUUUGAUUGUUGCUUCUCCACCAAUGCAUUGGACGAAGAUGAGUACAAAACAUGUGUGGGAUUGUAGCUCAGCUACAUGACUAUUAUCCAGAUGCUUCAUUCAUGGUUUUUAACUUUAAAGAUCGGGAUAGGAGAAGCCCAAUAUCUGACAUCAUGUCCCAGUAUGCUAUGACUGUCAUGGAUUAUCCUUUGCAAUAUGAGGGGUACCCAAUAUUGCCACUAGAGAUAAUCGACCACUUUUUGCGGUCCAGUGAGAGCUGGUUGUCAGUUGAAGGCAAGCAAAAUGUGCUGUUAGUGCACUGUGAGAGGGGAGGAUGGCCUUUGUUGGCCUUCAUGCUUGCAGGCCUUCUUUUGUACAGAAAACAGUACACUGGUGAGCAGAAGACUCUUGAAAUGGUAUACAAACAAGCUCCUAGAGAACUUCUUCAUCUUUUGUCUAAUUUGAAUCCACAGCAAUCCCAGCUUAGAUAUCUUCAAUAUAUAUCUAGAAGUUUUGGGUCAGAUAGGCCUCCAUCAGACACUCUAGCUUUGAACUGUAUCGUAAUUAGAUUGCUUCCUCUAUACAAUAAUGGAAGGGGGUGCCAUCCGGUAGAUGAUGAGAGUGAGACAGAAGUUGCCUCACCUGACGAGUUUUUUGAGGUGGAUGAGAUAUUCAGUAGCAUUGUCGAUGGGCAUGAGGGAAGGGUCUCCUCUGAUACUCCCGCAGCUCGUGAAAGUGCGCAGAAUGAUAAGAGUUCUGAACCAGUCUUGAAGGAGGAAUUGGAGCAUCACUCUUUUCUAGAUUGUGCAUCUGAUGAAGGAAACCGAAGGCAUGAUGGCAGGAUAGGUUCUAAUUAUCGGGCAUCAAAAUCAUGUCCUUUUGGCAAUGAAAAUGAGGUGUUAGUCUCUAUUAAUGUGGACCCAAAAUUUUCAUGCAGCAUAGAAUCUCAAGCAGUAUUUCCUGGUGUUCAUGACAACUCAGAUGAAGGGAAGAAUAAUCAAGAUAGAGAUGGUACACUCACACAGAAGUUAGAAAGGCAGGGUUCUGAACAGAAAAUGGAUGAUGAUAGUAACAGGCAGCAGUCUGAUAAUGUACCCCUUGCUGCUCCAAAGAAACAGCCACUAGCAAACUCAACAACUUCUGCAGAUGCUUUUGGUACGAAAAACGAAUCUGAACAUCAAGAUUCUCAGGCAGUAUUUCCUGUUCAUGGCAAGUUAGAUGAAGAGGAGAAUAAUCAAGAUGAAGAGAGUAUAUCCACACAGGAGUUAGAAAGGCAGGGUUCUGAACAGAAAAUGGAUGCUGAUAGUAACAAGCAGCAGUGUGAUAAUGUACCCCCUGCUGCUCCAAAGAAACAGCCACUUGCAAACUCAACAACUUCUGCAGAUCAUUUUGGUGCAAAAACUGAAUCUAAACAGCAAGAAUCUCAGGGAAGCCUUUCAAGACAGGCAAAACCAAAAACAAUAUCUUGGCAGAUGGCUUCUAGUGAAGGCUCAUACACCAAUUUAAUACAUGUAUCAGACCCGCCAUCAAGGUGUAACAGUGCACCACCUGCACUUGCUCUUGAUAAGGAUUUUCAAUCACAGGGGAAACCAAAGGCUCCAUCUCCUUGUGCUUCUCCCGAAAGUUUUGCUCCAAUCAAUGAUUCUAUCUUCAUGGCAGGUUGUGUGGCGAAGCAUUCCUCCUGUCCUGCAUCUUUAGAUAUAUCAACAGCUAAGAUUGCAUCAAUUGUUGCUUCUUCUACUUCCCUGCCACAAGAUAGAGUCCCGCAAGUGCAUCCACCUCCACCCCCACCACUUCCAACUUGGUAUACCAGCUCUUUGUCAUCUCAAGUGCCAUAUGAGCAGCAGGUAGCAGAGAUAAAUUCUUCUCCUCUUCCAACUCCAUAUUUCCGACAACAAGCAAGCCACAGUACAACAGUUUCCUCUCUUGGCCUAAUUCCUCCCCCACCCCCUCUGCCAACAUUGCUCCUGUUUUCUACUUGUGUUGCAGUUGGUACUACUUCUCCACCUCUACCUGUAGCUCAGCCCCCAGCCCUUCCUCUUCCACCAGGUGCUCCUGGACCUCCUGGAGGGGCACCUCCACCACCAGGGUGUUGUUAUGUUCCCGGGCAAAGGCACGCGUCAAGGGGCGAGGGAAAGAUGUGGAGGUGUGUACUCCCUGGGAGAGGACCCGCUGGAGCAGCUAAAAGAUCUACCCUGAAGCCAUGGUAUUGGAGUAAGGUAACCAGAAAACUACAAGGAAGCUUGUGGGAGGAAUUACAAAGACGUGGAGAGCCUCAAGUUGCACCAGAGGAAAUUGAGGCUCUUUUCUCCACCGUAGUCCCCAAAUCUAAUAAAGACAAGUCUGGAGGAAAACAGAAGGCUGCCGGAUCUAAACCUGACAAAAUUCACCUGGCUGCUGCAAGGGCAAGGCUAUGAACAAAUUAGUUUCGAUUCGGCUUGAAAUAGUUCAGUUUCAGCUUGGAUUUGGUUCGGUUCGAAUUUCGGUUCAAUUUGAAGACUCAAACAUUCCCUAGUUCUCUACUUCUCUUGCGCAUAUAACUAUUUAUUUAUUUUCACUAAUAAUUUAAAUUUGUAAAAGCUAAACAACAAGUCCACAAUGCAUAUU